AUGACUAGAAGUUCCAGUCUUGCGACUGUACGCGUCAAGCGGCGGACGAUGCUUGCCGAGAAGCUCAAAGACGUGUUCGGGAUAGCUGAGAUCAAUGAAGUUGUUGCAGAAAUACCAUGCUGGUUGCUCCGUUCGAUCCUUCUUCAGGGUUACAUGUAUUUGACGAACUCACACUUAUGCUUUUUCGCACACCUGCCUUCUCGUGAAGAUCAAGUGCUGAAGUCGGGUUCGCUAAACAAGAAGACACAACGGACUAAACGAUGGGUCAAGCAUUGGUUUGUUCUCAAGAACGACGUCCUGUCCUGGUAUCAGUCGUCUUCUGAUCCCUAUUUCCCGCACGGUGUGGUCGACUUACGAUACGCGAUUUCGUGCGAAACGAUGCAGGAGAAGAGCUUCAGGAUACGCACGAAUCAGAAGGUAAUCACCAUUAUGGCAGAUUCGGUACCGAGUCGCGACGAAUGGGUAAAAGCCAUUCGCAAGGUUAUUUUCAAAGCGCAGAAUGUUGGAGAGAGCGUCAAGAUCGCUAUUCCAUACUCGGUAAUCGUAGACGUUGACCGAUCAUCUGCUAUGGAUUUCAGCGAGACAAUUGAGGUCAAAGUCAUCGAUCAGGAGGAAAAGCCAUCCGUUGGAUCCUACGACUCGUACUUCUUUGCAUAUUUCCACAACGUCUCCGCAGCGUUGGACCAGAUACGAGAUGCUGUCAAGAAGUAUAAACCAUUCUCCCACGGCAUACCGCCUAUCAAUGAAGUUGUUCAUGACACAACACAUGCAGCAGCCUCAAGCGACCGAGCCGGAUCGAUACAAGCUGAGCAAAGCAACAAGAAUGGCUAUGGGUUAAAGUUCCCGUCGUUUCUCCGUCCCUUCCAAUCUGAUAGUGGACCUAUUUCGUCAACUCCAACUCAAAGUAGUAUUCAACCAAAGGUCCAGGACACUCACUCGAGCCGGUCAAGUUAUCAGUUCCCGCCGGCCGUAUCGACCGAGUCUGCCACACAAGGUUCUCAACUUGACGUUCCAGCAAGUGGCAGCAUGAAGAGUGUAAACACGGUCCACACCUACCCUCCUCCACCAUCACCACCAUCAGAGCUUACCCCAAUUGCGUCUAGAGAAAGCUCCGGAACGACAUCUUCGUGGGGCAUGCCGAAUUGGUUACGAAGCCCUCGACGCGCCUUUGUUACCACAUCGACCUCGUCAUCCCUCGGGACGAUUGGACAGAAAGGCGUGUUUGAAGUCGUCUCUGGCCCUUCCUCUUCAUCGCGAACAAUAGAUCGUGGACUCUCGGACUUUGGUUUUAGUGUUUUGGAGCCGAAGAACGUUGCGGAGCCCGAUGUUGUCGAGAAGUUCCGUACUACGUUUGCUUUCGACGAAAAAGAGCAGUUGCUGGGAUACUUCCCUGGUUAUUUGUUCCGACUUCUGCCUACAUAUGGUCGACUAUACAUCUCGACUAAUUUUUUCUGCUUCAAAUCAAGCGGUCCGUUAGCAACUAGGACGAGGAUGCAACUACCUAUCCGCGACAUUCUAUCGUUAGAAAAGACGAAGGCUUACCGUUUUUCCUUUGUCGGGCUCGUUGUCAUAAUCAAAGGUCACGAAGAGCUGUUCUUUGAAUUCAACUCCUCAGAUCGUAGAAGGGCCUUUGUCAGUCUUCUUGAACGUCAGAUGGAGGUCGUACAGGCUAGGGAUACUAGCGGAGAAAUGCAGAACGGACACAACGCGAAACCCGAUGCACUGUUAUUGGACGAGAUCGAGCCUGCUGCAUUGUUCGGCGACGAGGACCCCAGAAUACCCUCCGAUUCCACAGCUGAAGACUUACCAGCAGUCAUGUUCACUUCGACGUCAUCGACCUUCUUGACAUUCAAGCCGCGUCACCCUCUCCACUUUACAUGCUUGACCAUAGGAUCGAGAGGAGAUGUCCAACCAUACAUCGCUCUUGCGAAGGGCCUGAUGGCUGACGGCCAUAAAGUGCGUAUCGCGACGCACGGGGAAUUCAAGGAUUGGAUCGAAUCGUAUGGAAUCGAAUUUGGAUAUGUUGGCGGCGAUCCGGCUGAACUGAUGCGUAUCUGUGUGGAGAAUGGCAUGUUCACUGUCUCCUUUUUGAAAGAGGGCAUACAGAAAUUCCGUGGAUGGAUUGAUGAUCUUUUGAAGACAUCCUGGGAGGCGUGCAAAGGUACCGAUGUCCUGAUAGAGAGUCCGAGCGCCAUGGCCGGUAUACAUAUCGCAGAAGCACUCCGAAUUCCGUAUUAUAGAGCUUUUACUAUGACGUGGACGAGAACUCGAGCAUAUCCUCAUGCCUUCGCCGUUCCUGAACACAAGAUGGGUGGAGGGUACAAUUAUAUGUCAUACGUAAUGUUCGAUCAGGUUUUCUGGCGGGCAACUGCUGGACAGAUUAAUCGCUGGAGACGAGAGACUCUCGGGAUGUCGAGCACGAACUUAGAUAAACUGGAACCACAUAAGGUACCAUUCCUUUACAACUUUAGUCCUACGGUUGUCCCGCAGCCCCUGGAUUGGCCGGAGUGGAUUCGGGUGACGGGUUACUGGUUCUUAGAUGAUGCUGAUGUUAGCGCUGAGAAGUGGUCUGCACCGAAAGACCUCGUCGACUUCAUUGAUUCAGCUCAUCAAGCAGGGAAGAAAGUGGUCUAUAUUGGUUUCGGGAGUAUCGUCGUCUCAGAUCCGGAAGCCAUGACCCGCUGUGUUGUCGAAGCCAUCAUACGAAGUGGAGUCUAUGCGAUUUUGUCGAAGGGAUGGUCUGAUCGUCUUCACCUGAAGAAGGGAGCUGAUGUAUCGGAGCCAGAAGUGCCACUGCCAUCGCAGAUAUACACUAUCAAAUCCAUACCGCAUGAUUGGCUGUUUAAACGUAUAGAGGCGGCUUGUCAUCAUGGCGGUGCAGGCACAACGGGUGCGAGUUUACGAGCGGGAAUCCCGACCGUCAUCAAGCCUUUCUUUGGAGAUCAGUACUUCUGGGGUGAUCGCGUCGAGGCACUCGGUGUUGGUUCUUGUGUCCGCAAGCUUAGUGUUGAAGCCCUAUCGGAAGCUCUCACUCUGGCGACAACGGAUGAAAAGCAGAUUGCGAAGGCACGUCUUGUAGGAGAGAGGAUCCGAUCGGAAAAUGGCGUAGCCACUGCAAUAGAAUCCAUUUAUCGGGACCUGGAGUACGCUAGGAGCCUCGUCAAGGCACCUCGCAGGAGUACCUCAGCAGACGAGGAUGAGACGAUUCGCGAGAGACAACGUCCGUCGAGCGCGUCUAUCUCGACAACAAUCUCUUCACCCCAGAGUAUUACCGAUAGUUAUCUCGAAGCCCAAGAAGCGCAAAGUGAGGACUGGAGCGUCAUUUCUGAUUCAGACGACAGGCGCUCUUCUCGUAAUAGCAGCGAUUUGCGUACACAUUCACCUAAUUCAAAGCGUAAUAGCCUUGCUGCUGUCGUUUUGUCGGUCUUGCCUGAUGCGCUACAGCCUGGCUCACCGAAGAACAACCCACGCACGUAA
Fomitiporia mediterranea MF3/22 is the source of this 3477-nucleotide messenger RNA. Its product is annotated as UDP-Glycosyltransferase/glycogen phosphorylase. The transcript has 10 exons. Gene Ontology annotation, molecular function: hexosyltransferase activity; UDP-glycosyltransferase activity. The coding region runs from base 1 to 3477 and encodes 1158 amino acids. Gene Ontology annotation, biological process: carbohydrate metabolic process. NCBI's taxonomy places the organism in Eukaryota, Fungi, Basidiomycota, Agaricomycetes, Hymenochaetales, Hymenochaetaceae. The record is from RefSeq and is a predicted model, not a curated record.